AUGCACUUUCUCUUGUCGCUGCAGGCCCAAGGCAGCCUUCAAGUGCUUCGGAUCAAAUCCAAGGGGAACCACCCAGUGGUCAAGCUCAAAAACGAAUUUUGCGCGUGUAGCCGUGGAAACUACGUGCAGAGAAUCUUCAGUUUCGCCAUCUUGAACAAAUGGUUCUUUGUGGUGACCAGAAGUGCUGGAUUGGUUCAACUUUAUGAGAAGCAAAAGUCUGUUCAAUCUUCUAUUGCCUACAAACUCGUCAAGGAGUGGAAGAACUCCACCAUGUCCACGAGGGACCCGGUCGUCGCAGUGGGCAGCUUCCGGAACCAGUACAUGUACACGUGCUCUAACGAGGGCAAGUUGGUCAUUAGAGACCUUAUCAAUGACGAUGCAGACGACAGCGUCAAGACUUACUUGAUUGACGGACCCAUUUCAAGCGUUCAAGUCAAGCCUCUCAAGGAGAGCAUGCGAAUUCUCGUGGCUGCGGGCGGCCAGGAUAACGAAUUAAAAUUGUAUGACUUGGACUUUGCUCUCUCCCCAGCAACAAACUUCAAUCGAGUAUAUUCGUUUGGAAUGCUGAGACCCAACAUAAACUCCAUGAUCAGGUUGACAAGUGCUUCGCCGGAUGGCCGUAGAAUGCGUCGCAGAGAUACCGCUCACUCUAAUUCAUACAUUGAGUGUAUGAGGUUGUUGCCGGUAUUCGUAGCUUCGCAUGACGAGGAAAUUUUGCUGCCUCUGCUCUGCGGUGACUGGAUUCUGAGUAUUGUGUUCGCUGAAAACGGGCCCAACAUCGUUUGCUGUGGAACUCAAUUUGGUGAUUUGCUAGUCUACCAAUGCACAGAUCCGUAUGACAAGGAAGAGCCGCAAAGGACGCUUCACUUGUCUCAGUUCCCGAUCAACACUCUACAUGUUUUCGGUCAAGGUCGCUACUUAUUGUAUACGGAUACCAUGUCUAAGGUUGGUGUGAUUGACAUUUAUUCUUUUGAGAUUGUCAACUUCUACGAUUACUUGAAAAUAGGACCCACCGUUAACACCAAGGUGUACAGUUGCCCGGAUUCAACAUCCAAGCUUCCAAAGGCAACGGCCUUGUCCAAGUUCAGGCCAGUGUACGUGGUGGCUACCACCAUAGACGGCAACUUGGUCAUCUACAAACUUCAUGACAAUAACGAAAGCGAGCUAAAGCUCUGCAUCAGUCACGCGGGCAUCAUUCCCGACUCGGACAUUAUCGAAAUGGAUGCUUAUAAUGUAUUGGAAAGUGUUUUUGGUGAAAUGCAUGAUAUAAUCGGGACGCCUACUAAGCGACGCAAGCGGGAGUCAGGGAUUGUGUCCCAAUUUCUCCAGUGUGGUUCUGGCCACCUGGGCCUGGGGUUGGCAGAUGCGAACGAAUGCACCAAUAUUGAUGAUGCAAAGGCCAUCAUUCAACUGGGCUUACCCAGCUGUUAG
Sungouiella intermedia is the source of this 1431-nucleotide messenger RNA. NCBI's taxonomy places the organism in Eukaryota, Fungi, Ascomycota, Pichiomycetes, Serinales, Metschnikowiaceae. The record is from the annotation of a GenBank genome assembly.